UAACAAUCAAGAGGAACUGCUAUAUUAAUCAGUUGUUGUUUUUCCCGUUAGUUGUUUUAUAUUGACAUCCGCCUUCUCCGUUUUUGUGGCCACUUGGAUCGAGUGGAAAUCCAUUAAAAUACCUCAUCAACUCACAAAAUCAGUGGUGGCUUCAUUUUCUCUACGGACUAACGGGAAAAUAUUACUAAAUAACUCCCCACCCGGUCGAAUGAUUGACUCUCUCCAGGGAAUCAGAGUUAUUUCGACACUUACGAUAUUGGCGUUCCAUCGGGCAAUAUAUUUCGUUAUUGUUCCGAGUAUUAACCACGCUGAUGUCCCCAGGAAGCUUACUCAUAACGUAUUGGAGCUGCUUGUGUUGAAUGGAACUCUUGCCGUUGAUGUUUUCUUUUUCAUGGGUGGUACUGUGUUGGCCUACGGUUUUAUAAAGGAGAGGAAGGCUCAGUUACCGUUCUCUUUUUUCAAGCAUGUUAUGUAUCGCUAUUUAAGGAUUACUCCGGCAUACUUAUUUGUGAUUUUGGUAUACAUCAUGAUAUUUUACGACCUUGGCUCUGGACCUAUAUGGGAUCUUUUUGUCGGUCCUCAAAGGCAAAAUUGCCUCGAUAACUGGUGGACCAAUAUGUUGUACAUCAACAACUACUGGAAUAACAGCGAAUUCAAAUCUUGUUUGGGGUACACCUGGUAUCUGGGUGCGGAUAUGCAAUUUUAUGUGGUGGCACCUCUGUUCCUGUUCGCUCUUUUAAAAUACCGGAAGUGUGGCAUUUUUCUGAUCGUGAUCACAUGUUUCGCAUCGAGCGCUUAUUCUUUCUGGGUUACCUACAUCAAAGACUAUCCUUGGACUUUCACCAUAGAUUACAAUGUGUUGAAACGCAGUCGCUUCCAAAUGGAACUUUACUUUCCAGCACAUGCAAGACUACCGCCUUUUUUGAUAGGUCUCUUGUUUGGGUAUCUGCUCGACCAUUACAGGAAAGAGAAAAUGAAGAUGCAUUUGUGGUCGAGAGUGAUCGGUUGGAUCACUGCCAUGAUUUUUAUGAUCUCUGUCCCAUAUGGACUGACCUAUUUCUACUGGUAUGGGUCUGGACCAUUGCUCUCUGCUCUUUACGCGGCCUUGCAUAGGCCGUUAUUUGUUCUAUCCGUUGCAUGGAUUAUUUUCAACUGUGAUCAAGGUUAUGCAGGCCCAGUAAACUCGUUUCUGUCACAUCAGUCCUUCCAAGUGCUUAGCAGAUUAACUUUCUGCUUCUAUCUGGUUCAUUGUACUUGCAUGCAUUACGAUAUUGGGACCAAACGCUCUGCCAUAUACUUCUCUUAUUUUAAUAUGUUCCAGGCCGUAGCCUCUGAUGUCAUCAUUUUACUUCCAUGCGCCACCGCUGUGUCACUUAUUUUGGAACAUCCGUUCAUUCACCUCAACAAGCUCAUUUUCAAAAAAAGAUCAGGGAAAGUUGCGCAAUCAGAGCACCCUGUGAAUACCACUAAAAGCGCCUGGGUCAUUACACCGGAGCUGGACCAGACUUCGACACACACCAACAUCUCGACGACAACAUUAGUAAGCUCUGCUUGGACGCUCAGUUAGGCAAAGCGAAUGCCAAGUCGCUGGAUGAGAAAAAUUCAUCCGAUGAUCCGAUGAGAAAGCAGGGAACACUGUCGAUGAUGGACACCUUUACCGACUUGCUUUGAUAGGAACAGCAUAACAACAUUGAGAUUAUAUAGAAGUUACGUGCAUUCUCAAAGUUUUGCUUGAGACUAUCACCCGACGAAAAAGCAACAAACUCCGACGAGGAUAGAAAACUUCAGAGUCAAGCUCGGCAAAAAUCGCGCAUUCUGUCGGGAUUUCAUUGAAUUUACGGGCAUUUCUAUACCAGCUCUUGAACAUAGGCACAAUGUCAUUUUUAAUUCGGAUGACAACUUGCAAAGUGCGUGCGCGUCGCACAGUGGAUCGAGUCAGUAGGAGAGGUCGGACAAAGAUUGGAAACUUUAAACGCUUAUAACUUCGUUGAUACAAAAAUGUGAGGUUCUAUAAGUGGUUCCAUUGGUUUUUUCGUAAAAUUUUUUUCCAGACCUACCCCUUGAAAUUUGAAAUGUGACGAAAUUCACAUCAAAAUUUGCAGUCUCAGUAAAAAAUUUCAUGUCCGACCUCUCCAAUGGACUCGAUCCACUGCACUGCGCGUCGCGUCACUGCGCUUCUAACUCGAAUGCCCUCACUUCUACCGAUAGGAUUCUCGCUGUCAAAAUUUCAAAAAAAGAAAGAAAAGAAAUUAGGUCGGCUCAAUAGGCAUAGGUAAGAUAUAGUUUUUGUUACAACAUGAACCCAAAAAUCAAACCUUUCGGAGCAAUAUGGAUGCAAAGUUGA
Bemisia tabaci is the source of this 2344-nucleotide messenger RNA. NCBI's taxonomy places the organism in Eukaryota, Metazoa, Arthropoda, Insecta, Hemiptera, Aleyrodidae. The record is from RefSeq and is a predicted model, not a curated record.